This is a messenger RNA of Lachancea mirantina, 756 nucleotides long. Lineage: Eukaryota; Fungi; Ascomycota; Saccharomycetes; Saccharomycetales; Saccharomycetaceae. The record is from the annotation of a GenBank genome assembly.
AUGGAAACGCUGCGCAAGUUCUUUGACUCGCUGUGGCAGUACUUUCUUUCGCUGUUUUAUCAAAGAGAGCUCAAAAUUACAAUUGUUGGAUUGCAAAACUCUGGGAAAACGUCACUUGCGAGGGCGUUGCUGUCCAAGCCUUUCGAGCAAGACACAAUACCGACACUAGGGAUGCGGAUGGAGCAAUUCUACAUAGGAACCAACCUGAUACAGCUGUUUGAUUUGGCUGGGCAGCAUCGGUUCCACUACAUGUGGAACCGAUAUUUUGACAGAUCCGAUUUGAUAAUCUAUGUGCUGGACCUUUCUGACAUGACGAAUUGGAACGAGGCCAAACACAAGCUAUGGGACGUUUUAAUUAAAGUGAACGAAAAUGCGACACCGGUUGUAUUGCUUGGCAAUAAGACCGAUCUGGUAGCUCCCUCAGAAGCCUCUGCGGCUGCCAAACGCGCUUUGAAGAAGAGUAAAUCUAAAGGUACCGCAAAGGAACAACCCAUCAUGGAGGAUGUGUAUAUGGCGCCUCUUUUAAGAAACUACGACUACGACGACAUUCCUGUAUUCCAGCUCGAUGAAACAAACCUGUACUUGCUGAGAAAUAUAGAAAUACUCUCGAAAGAGCUAGGAUUGGACUUGAAGAGCAACGUUUUACACACCGACACCACGCAAGUGUCCAUCACCAGCGAACUCGUCAUGUUCCCAAUAAGUUGCAAAAACGGGGAUAACAUACAAGACAUCUUGGAGUGGAUAGCGCAAAUGUGA